Molecule: messenger RNA, 1960 nt
Organism: Oreochromis niloticus (Nile tilapia)
Lineage: Eukaryota; Metazoa; Chordata; Actinopteri; Cichliformes; Cichlidae
Exons: 6
Coding region: 430-1602 (390 amino acids)
Source: RefSeq, a predicted model, not a curated record
AGGUUCAGACCAGGAUGAACAAAAGUAUAAUACUGAACCCACUAGGGUACCCAAAAUGGAGAUAAGCAGGCACAUAAAGGCAUGCUGUAGGUUGACUUUGUCUUUUCUGAUUCGUCGGUUUGUGUGGCUCUUUUCACAGGAGUGACCUAACCCACACUUUAUUUACUUAUAUGAUAAAUAAGUUUAGUGUAAUGUGGUGCAAAAUACACAGUGUUUACUUUUAAUUUAAUAACAUGAAGCUGCAUCAAGUUUCCAUGGUGACUGUUCAAGAAAUUCUGCAUUCAUAAAUAAACAUCAGACUGUCAAAGGAGCUCAUCUGUGCGACAAGCCCACCGAGCUGAGAGCGUUUUCAGGUCGAGAUCCCCCCGUACGCCAUCGUUGGAGAGCAGUUAAAGUUUUUCUUCCUGACUGUGAUUUGAAAACGUCUAAAUGGAAUCAAGUCAGGGAAUCUAUAAACCUAUCAGGGUGUUGUUCAACACACCGAUUUAUGAAACAGCUGUAAAGAUCUGCUGGCAUCUUCCGGGCUACAGGACUCAGAUUGCAAUUAUGACGGAGUUUCUCAGACUUCAGCAGGAAGAUCUAAUUCCACCUAACCUCACUGCUGAAGAUCUGAGAGAUCUUUUGGUGGAGAAGAGCAGGGAGACACUCAGAGAGCAGCUGUGGGAGUUUAAAUUAGAGGAUUUUGAAGAAGAGGAAGCCAAACCUCUUCUGAGGCUGGUAUGGGCAGUGAACGUCAUCAAUAAAAUGAGGGACGUUGAAUUUCAAGCUAGAAUGCUUCUCCAGUUCCCAGAGGCCAUACCUCCUAAAUUUCAAGCACCUAAACUCCUCAGCGUGGUGAAGGAUUACGUUGAAAUCCUAAAAGAGAAGCAGCAGGAACAGGAUAACAUCAAACUGCUCACCGCGCAGGAGGUAGUGAUCGAGGUAGUUCCCCGCGUUCUCCAGGGCUUCUGGGAGCUGCCUCCUCGUCCCCUCCUAAACAUGGCCUCUCAGAGUCUAAGUAUCCUCUCCACGAGUGUCACCAAGGCCACUUUAGAUCGUGUCUCCAAGAGUCUCACGGCGGAAACACAGGCCAUCUUCACCCGCUCCAUCCGAGACAAUAUGGUCGACAGCAUCCUGACGGAGAUCAGGCAGAAAUUUCCUCAUGAAAUUCUGUCUAUCAAAGUUGCAAACUUUGCACCAGUGUUGCUGAAGACCAUUGCUGAUGUAGCAAUGAUCCGGAUAUCUAGAAUCUGUGAGCCCCCUUCAAGUCUUCCUGAUGUGAAGAACACAAAUGGAGAACACUCCUCUGACGGUCUUUCAAUGGCAAAUGUUCCACCAGCCGAAGGAUCUUUUUCAGAAAGUGCUCCACUGCCUGACGUUCUCUGUGAGGAACUUCUUGCUGAUAGGGCAUCCAGUCUGAGGGCUGAAGACCUUAAGAUCGAAGGAGCUCUGUCAGAAAGUGUUCCAGAGCCUGAUGUUCCCUGUGAGGAACCUUUUCCUGAACCUGAAACCAAUAUGAAGUGCAAAGACCUUCAGAUCAACAACAAAGAGAAGAAAAAGGGCUUCUUCAAAAGACUGAGAAGUCUGUUCUGCUGUUGUUGCAGACCACAAGACACCGACUGACAUUGAAGCUGAAAUUGUCACCGUACUGGGUCUGUGACCCAGCACUGGUGUUCCAGUAACUGUAAAUAUGUAAAUAUGUUCCUUGAUGAUUGUUGUUCAUGUUUUGGGGGUUUCUUUAGUUUUCAGUGGGCUGGGUGUUUUCUUCCCUUCGUGUUCUUUAUUUAAUUCUUGUUCAUAGUUCCUGAUUUGUUUUCCUAGUUCUUGUUUCUUAGUUUUUAGUUUCUUGAAUCCACUUGAGUUUCCAGCAAUAAAAGCUGCCGAUUUAAGUUUUCUUCCACGUAAGAGUCCUGUGUUUGGGUCCUACUACCUGCCCAUCACAACACACCAUGACAGAAAUCAAACUUUAUAAACUCAUUCA